This is a messenger RNA of Sebastes umbrosus (honeycomb rockfish), 7213 nucleotides long. It is a transcript of the gene myo7ab, whose product is annotated as myosin VIIAb. Lineage: Eukaryota; Metazoa; Chordata; Actinopteri; Perciformes; Sebastidae. The record is from RefSeq and is a predicted model, not a curated record. Gene Ontology annotation, cellular component: cytoskeleton; myosin complex. The transcript is spliced from 50 exons. Bases 455 to 7036 code for a protein of 2193 amino acids. Gene Ontology annotation, molecular function: ATP binding; protein binding; cytoskeletal motor activity.
AGCAGCCAUGAAUGAGACGCAGCAGGAGCCCCGGCACUGACCCAGACAUCAAACUGUAACUGGACCGCAAAACGCUUGAACCAGGAGGCCGAGAACACGAGAGAACGACAACGGGUGAAGGCCGUGGGAAAGAUCUUUAAAUAAAGAAGAGUGACUGACAGAACAAAAAACAGAUAGAAAGACUUCAGCAAUCAGCUUCUUCUCCAGUACGGUACCAUCUUGAUCAACCAUCCUGAGCUUCUUCACGGCUUCCCAGAAAACACGGGACUGACAAGACCAGGAGGAGGACGAGGGGAAGUGUGUUUAGAGAGACUGAACCAGCAGAUCUCAUGGAAGACAUGGAAACAGUAAACGCUCAACGAUGAAAGCUUCACAUCUCUCUGUGCCUCUGAAUCCCUGCCAUAGCCCACACAUGGUGACUUCUGAUGUCCUGGUAUCAACCCGAGGCUGAACCAUGGUCAUUCUGCAGCAGGGGGACUAUGUGUGGCUGGACCUUAAAACGGGCCGAGAGUUUGACGUCCCGGUGGGAGCCGUGGUCAAACUCUGCGACUCUGGACAGAUCCAGGUUCUGGAUGAUGAAGGGAGGGAACACUGGAUUUCCCCUCAGAACGCCACCAACAUCAAGCCCAUGCACCCGACCUCCAUCCAUGGCGUGCAGGACAUGAUCCGUCUGGGCGACCUCAACGAAGCCGGCAUCCUCCGCAACCUUCUCAUCCGCUACAAUGAACACGUCAUCUAUACGUAUACGGGCUCAAUCCUGAUAGCAGUCAACCCCUACCAGGUGCUCCCCAUCUACACUCCAGACCAGAUCCGCCUCUACACCAACAGGAAGAUCGGCGAGAUGCCGCCGCACAUAUUCGCCAUCGCAGACAACUGUUACUUCAACAUGCAGCGGAACAACAAGGACCAGUGCUGCAUCAUCAGCGGUGAGUCUGGAGCUGGGAAGACGGAGAGCACAAAGCUGAUCCUGCAGUUCCUCGCAGCCAUCAGCGGUCAACACUCCUGGAUAGAGCAGCAAGUCCUGGAGGCCACGCCCAUCCUCGAAGCCUUUGGCAAUGCCAAGACCAUUCGUAACGACAACUCCAGUCGCUUUGGGAAGUAUAUAGAUAUCCACUUCAACAAGCGAGGGGCCAUUGAAGGAGCCAAGAUAGAGCAGUACCUGCUGGAGAAGUCCCGUGUGUGUCGACAGGCUCCAGAUGAGAGGAACUACCAUGUGUUUUACUGCAUGCUGAAGGGGAUGGCGCCGGAGAUGAAGGCCAAGCUGGGUCUGGGCCUCGCCGCAGACUACUCCUACCUCACCAUGGGUAAAUGUACAGCGUGUGACGGUCGAGACGACCUGAGAGAUUACUCCAGCAUCGUGUCGGCCAUGAAGGUCCUCAUGUUCACUGAGACGGAGAACUGGGAGAUUUCCAAGCUGCUGGCGGCCAUCCUGCACAUGGGCAACCUGGGCUUCGAAGCUCGCACGUACGAUAACCUGGACGCCUGUGUGGUUGUGAGAUCUCCCGACCUCAUUACUGCUGCUGCACUCAUGGAGGUGGAGCCGAAGGACGUGAUGGUGUGUUUGACCACAAGAACCCUGAUCACACGUGGUGAAAGUGUCGUCACUCCUCUCAGUGUGGAACAAGGCCUGGAUGUCAGGGACGCCUUCGUCAAGGGAAUCUACGGACGUCUGUUUGUCUGGAUUGUGGAUAAAAUCAAUGCUGCCAUAUUCCGACAGCCAUCCUGCGAGAGUAACAUCAUGCGCAGGUCGAUCGGGUUGCUGGACAUCUUCGGUUUCGAGAACUUCAUCGUCAACAGUUUCGAACAGCUGUGCAUCAACUUUGCCAAUGAGAACCUGCAGCAGUUCUUUGUUCGCCACGUCUUCAAACUGGAGCAGGAGGAGUACAACCUGGAGGACAUCAGCUGGCAGCACAUCGAGUUCACCGACAACCAGGACGCUCUGGAUAUGAUCGCCAACAAACCCAUGAACAUCAUCUCCCUUAUUGAUGAAGAGAGCAAGUUCCCUAAGGGAACUGAUGCUACGAUGCUGUACAAGCUCAACUCACAGCACAAGCUCAACUACAACUACAUCCCUCCUAAAAACUGCUACGCAACCCAGUUUGGUAUCCAACACUUUGCUGGAGUGGUGAACUACGAGACCAGAGGCUUCCUGGAGAAAAACCGAGACAGCCUCCACACCGACAUCAUCCAGCUUGUCCACUCGUCCAAGAACAAGUUCAUCAAGCAGAUCUUCCAGGCUGACGUGGCCAUGUUUCUGUGUGGCUAUCAGCAGCCCAGCACCCCUCCUCCCAAGGGUGCUGAGACGAGGAAGCGCUCUCCCACUCUGAGCAGUCAGUUCAAACGUUCCCUGGAGAUGCUGAUGAGGACGCUCAGCGUGUGUCAGCCGUUCUUCGUUCGCUGUGUAAAACCCAACGAGUUAAAAAAACCAUUGUUAUUUGACAGAGAGCUGUGCGUUCGUCAGCUGCGAUACUCCGGCAUGAUGGAGACCAUCAGGAUACGGCGGGCCGGCUAUCCCAUCCGAUACACCUUUGGCGAGUUUGUGGACCGUUACCGGGUCCUCAUGCCUGGCGUCAAACCUGCUCACAAACAGGAAGACCUACGAGGGACGAGUCAGAAGAUCGUCUGGGCCCGGCUGGGGACACUCGAUGACUGGCGGAUCGGAAAGACGAAGAUCUUCCUAAAGGACCACCACGACAUGCAGCUGGAGAUCGAGAGGGACAAGGGCAUCACUGACAAGGUCAUCCUCAUCCAGAAGGCUGUGCGUGGACUCACAGUGAGGAAACACUUCCUCAGACUGAGGAGCGCUGUGAUGUUUAUCCAGAAGGUGUGGAGAGGUUAUCAAUGCAGGAAGAAUUACCAAAUUAUGCAGUCGGGCUUCCUGCGCCUCCAGGCCGUCUACAGGUCGAGGAAGCACUACAAAAGCUACCGGACGACCCGCCUCCGUAUUACUCACAUCCAAGCCCGUUGCCGCGGCUUCCUCAUCCGGCAGACAUUUUGGCGGCGUCUUCGUGCUGUGUUGACCCUUCAGGCCUACACCAGGGGCAUGAUAGCCAGACGCCUCUGCCAGAGGCUCAGGGCAGAGCUGCAGCAUCGCCUGGAAGCCGAGCGCCAGCGCCUGGCCGAGGAGGAGCAGCUGCGGUACCAGAUGACGGCUCGGCGGGCCAAGGUGGAGGCGGAGAGGAAACACCAGGAGAGGCUCGUCCAACUGGCCCAGCAGCAGGAGGAGAGGGAGCGGGAGGAGAAGGAGGAGGGGAGGAGGAAGAAGGAGCUGCUGGAGCAGAUGGAGAGGGAGAAGGAGCAACCCGUGGAUCACUCGGACAUGGUCGACCGCAUGUUUGGAUUCCUUGGGAGCACCGGGCCGCUGCCCAACCAGGACGGACAGGCUCCAGCUGGUUUUGAGGACUUGGAGAAAACUCCUCGUGGCGAGGAUGCUCAAGAGGAGAUGAUGAAUGAAGCUCCGCCGUUACCUGACGAGGAAGACGAGGAUUUGUCCGAGUACAAGUUCUCCAAAUUUUCAGCCACCUACUUCCAGGGUGUUUCCACUCCAACCUACAUCAGACGACCACUGAAACAACCUCUGCUUUUUCACGAGGACGAAGGAGACCAGCUGGCUGCGUUAGCGGUGUGGAUCACCACGUUGAGGUUCAUGGGAGACUUGCCGGAGCCCAAAUGCCAGAUGGUCAUUAAUGACGGCAGCGAAAAGAUUCCCGUCAUGACCAAGAUCUACGAAACACUCGGCAAGAGGACCUACAAGAGGGAGCUGCAGGAGCUGCAGGUGGAAGGAGAGAACAGCUCCAUCGACACCCAGAAGAGGAACAGCGUUAGACAUAAACUGGUGUCGCUCACCCUGAAGAGGAAAACCAAGAUCACUGAGGAGGUGACCAGGCGGUUGACGGAGGUGGACUACGGCCUCCAGGGGAACAGCAUGCUGGAGGACCGACCCACCUCCAACCUGGAGAAACUUCACUUCAUCAUCGGCAACGGCAUCUUACGGCCCGCCCUCAGGGAUGAGAUCUACUGUCAGAUCUGCAAACAGCUCACUCAGAAUCCGUCCAAGAGCAGCCACGCCCGAGGUUGGAUCCUGCUGUCGCUCUGCGUCGGCUGCUUCGCCCCCUCCGAGAAGUUCGUCAAAUAUUUACGGACAUUUUUAAACAACGGUCCCCCUGGUUACGCUCCAUAUUGUGAGGAAAGGUUGAGGAGGACGUUUGUCAACCGCACGAGGACCCAGCCGCCAUCGUGGUUGGAGUUACAGGCCACCAAAUCUAAGAAGCCCAUCAUGCUGCCAGUAACGUUUAUGGAUGGCACCACCAAGACACUCCUGGCAGACUCCGCCACCACCGCCAGUGAGCUCUGCAACGCUUUGGCGGACAAGAUCAACCUGAGAGAUCGCUUUGGCUUCUCGCUGUACAUCGCCCUGUUUGACAAGGUGUCAUCAUUGGGCAGCGGCAGCGACCACGUCAUGGACGCCGUCUCCCAGUGUGAGCAGUAUGCCAAGGAGCAGGGCGCCCAGGAGAGGAACGCCCCCUGGAGGCUGUUCUUCAGGAAGGAGAUCUUCAACCCAUGGCACAACCCCGCGGAGGACCACGUCGCCACAAACCUCAUUUACCAGCAGAUCGUCCGAGGGGUGAAAUUCGGAGAGUACCGCUGUGAGAGGGAGGAGGACCUGGCCGAGCUGGCCUCUCAGCAGUACUACGUGGACUACGGCUCUGAGAUCCUCCUGGACCGCCUGCUCACCCUCAUCCCCUCCUACAUCCCCGACAGAGAGAUCACCUCCACUAAGACUGCAGAUAAGUGGACUCAGCUCAUCGUCAACGCCCACAAAAAGGGAUUACACACUAAAAGGAGGCUGAACUCACAGAGGGUGAAGGAGGACGUGGUGGAUUUUGCUCGUUUAAAGUGGCCUUUACUCUUCUCGCGCUUCUACGAGGCCUUCAAAUUCUCAGGACCCAGUCUGCCCAAGAAUGACGUGAUCGUGGCGGUGAACUGGACGGGGGUUUACUUUGUGGAUGAACAGGAGCAGGUCCUUCUGGAGCUCUCGUUCCCGGAGAUCACUGCUGUGUCCAGUAGCAGAGGGGGUAAACUCCAGGGCCAGAGUUUUACCUUGGCCACCAUCAAAGGAGACGAGUACACGUUCACCUCCAACAAUGCAGAGGACAUCCGUGAUCUGGUGGUCGCCUUCCUCGAAGGUCUGAGGAAGAGGUCCAAGUAUGUGGUGGGACUGCUGGACUGUCCCAACCCUGUAGGGGCAGACUCCACCUUCCUGAGUUUCUCUAAGGGAGAUCUGAUCAUCCUGGACGAACACAACGGAGAGCAAGUAAUGAACUCUGGCUGGGCUCACGGCAUCAACGACAGGACCAAGCAGAGAGGAGACUUCCCUGCUGACUGCGUCUACGUCCUGCCCACCAUCACCAGACCGCAGUAUGACUUAGUGGCUCUCGUGACUAUGACUCCUGAUCAGAGGAGAGAAUCCAUCAGUUUGAGCCAGACGAACGUCUCUGACAUCGAGGACAAAACGAAGGCCUACACACUGGAGGAGUACUCCUACGACUACUUCAGGCCGCCUCCUAAGAGCACUCUGAGCAGGGUGAUGAUCUCUAAGAGUCGGGGGAAGGAGCGUCUGUGGAGCUGCACCAGGGAGCCUCUCAAACAGCCUCUGCUGAAGAAAGUCCUGGCCCACGACGAGCUCUCCCAGGAGGCCUGCCUGGCAUUCAUAGCUGUGAUGAAGUAUAUGGGCGACUACCCGUCCAAACGCGUGCGUUCUGUCAACGAGCUCACCGAUCUGAUCUUUGAAGGAGCGCUGAAGGCCGAGCCGCUCAAAGACGAGAUCUUCUGUCAGAUUCUCAAACAGCUGACUGAUAAUCACAUCAAGUUUAGUGAGGAGAAGGGCUGGGAGCUGCUGUGGCUCUGCACUGGUUUGUUUCCUCCCAGUAACGUCCUGCUGCCUCACGUUCAGAAGUUCCUCCAGGCCAAGAAACACCACCAGCUGGCUCCAGACUGCAUGCAGCGGCUACAGAAAGCCUUACGAAAUGGAUCCAGAAAGUACCCUCCUCACCUGGUGGAGGUGGAGGCCAUCCAGCACAAGACCACUCAGAUCUUCCACAAGGUUUACUUCCCUGAUGACUCAGACGAGGUGUUUGAAGUGGAGUCGAGCACCAAGGCCAAAGACUUCUGUCACAACAUCUCUGGACGUCUUCUGCUCAAAUCCUCCGAAGGCUUCAGUCUGUUUGUGAAGAUCACUGACAAGGUCAUCAGUGUGCCCGACGGCGACUUCUUCUUCGACUUUGUGAGGCACCUGACUGACUGGAUCAAGAAAGCCAGACACGUGAAAGACGGUGUAGUGCCUUCACUGACGUAUCAGGUGUUCUUCAUGAAGAAGCUGUGGACCAAUACCGUGCCAGGAAAAGACUCCAUGGCUGACUCCAUCUUCCACUACUACCAAGAGCUGCCGAAGUAUCUGCGAGGCUACCACAAGUGUUCGAGAGAGGAGGUGUACCAGUUGGCAGCACUGAUCUACAGGGUGAAGUUUGAGGAGGAUAAAUCCCACUUCCUGAAUAUUCCCAAGAUCCUGAAGGAGCUCGUCCCACAGGACCAGAUGAGACAUCUGUCCCCCGACGACUGGAAGAGGUCCAUCAUGUCGCUGUUCAACAAGCACUCAGGAAAGACUCGAGAAGAAGCCAAACUGUCCUUCCUCAAAAUCAUCUACAAGUGGACCACGUUUGGUUCGGCCUUUUUUGAAGUCAAGCAAACAACUGAUCCAAAUUACCCAGAAACCCUCCUGAUAGCAAUCAACAAACACGGAGUCAGUCUCAUUGAUCCCAAGUCUAAGGAAAUCCUCACCACUCACUCCUUCACGAAGAUCUCCAACUGGAGCAGCGGCAACACGUACUUCCACAUCACCAUCGGAAACCUGGUCCGAGGCAGCAAGCUGCUGUGUGAGACCUCACUGGGCUACAAAAUGGACGACCUCCUGACCUCUUACAUCAGCCAGAUGCUGACGACCAUGACCAAACAGCGAACCUCCCGGGGCAACAAGUAGAGCAGAGCGGCAGGAAACACGGUCAAUCAUUUCUACAUUCACUCACACACGCACAGUGUGAAUACAUGUAAACAAAAAGCACUUAUUAUCAUAUAGAACUGUAUGAAUUGUCCCACAAAGUGGUUAUUAAAGGUGCAGUGUGUAGGGUUUGGCGGCAUCUAGUGGUGAGGUUGCAGA